AUGGGCGGACGGGCGAGCAACGCGAGAUUGGCUACACCGGCCGUUGGGAACGGCUCCUUUGGCGUUUUCCUCAGCGCUCAACUAGUCGUUGGAUCCGUCCAUCCCUCUGGCAAAGAAGAGGUCGCGAUCAAGAAAGUCUUGCAAGAUAAACAAUUCAAAAUAAGGCGAGCCACUCCUAUCCAAGCUCCUAGAGUAUUGAUAUUCUUGGUUGCUUACAUCACCCCCCCAUACGAUCCUCGGCAGGCAAAGCGCAAUGAAGUCUUUUUGAACUUGGUGAUUGAGGAUGUGCCCGAAACCGUGUACCGGGCCUCCCGCCACUCCUCCAAAUUAAAGCAGGUCAUGCCGAUCUUGAACAUCAAGCUAUACGUCUAUCAGCUCUUGCAAUCGCUAGCCUACGUCCACUCGCUUGGAAUAUGCCAUCGAGACAUCAAGCCUCAGAACUUGUUAUUAAACCCCUCGACUGGAGUGCUUGAGUCGUGUGAUUUUGGAUCAGCAAAGAUCUUGGUGGCUGGAGAACCGAACCUCAGUUUGUUCAAGGUACUACCGAGCACCAAAGCUGAUUUUUGGGGCAACCAACUACACCACUAA
Molecule: messenger RNA, 588 nt
Organism: Puccinia triticina
Lineage: Eukaryota; Fungi; Basidiomycota; Pucciniomycetes; Pucciniales; Pucciniaceae
Exons: 3
Coding region: 1-588 (195 amino acids)
Biological process (GO): protein phosphorylation; signal transduction
Cellular component (GO): cytoplasm
Molecular function (GO): protein serine/threonine kinase activity; protein serine/threonine/tyrosine kinase activity; ATP binding
Source: RefSeq, a predicted model, not a curated record